This is a messenger RNA of Maniola jurtina (meadow brown), 4182 nucleotides long. It is a transcript of the gene mbl, whose product is annotated as protein muscleblind. The record is from RefSeq and is a predicted model, not a curated record. Gene Ontology annotation, molecular function: metal ion binding. The transcript has 11 exons. NCBI's taxonomy places the organism in Eukaryota, Metazoa, Arthropoda, Insecta, Lepidoptera, Nymphalidae. The coding region runs from base 739 to 1884 and encodes 381 amino acids.
GCGCCACUCGCCUCCCGUCAGUCGCCCGCCGACUCCGCUUGUGCUUGUGUGACUCGCGCUGCUCUGUGCACCGCACUCGUGCUCCGAUCACGACGCGUGCCGCCCUGCCGUGGCCGCGAACGCGACCUCUACGCUACCGGCGAAUCGUUUCUCCCAACUUACGUGCGACUUGCUAUGAUUUGACUUUUGGACAUUUACGCUCCCUUACCCGGCUUACUUACCCCUCAUCAUAGUUGAGCCCCGCACCGCACCGGCUUGCUCGCUGACCGCCGAGCCGCUAACUGCUUUUUUCGCGCCCUACCGUCGCCCGCCCAGACCCGCACCGGCCGCCGCCUCCGCAAUGCUCGCGCACCAAGCACCUCUCGCCCUCUACUAAAUCAACCGUCAACAUCGAUACGAACGCGUGUGAUAAUAAUAAUUUAAUACUUGCCUAAAUAAGCUUGCAACGUCGGUGUCUUUAAUUCUAACAUAAUAAUUGUAAGAUUAAUAUUUAGAUAAUUAAUCGGUCGAACCGCGCGCAUAACGCCGCGGAGUUCGUGUUCCUACGCGUGUGGAGAAGUGUGUGUAGUGACGGGUGCGCGAGCGCCGAGUGGCCGCAACGUCCGCAGCUCGUGAGCAAGUGAGCAAGUGAGAAGUGCAAGUCCGGAGCGCGCCGCGCGCUCGCUCCCCUCUGCAUAUGCGCCGCACUCGCUCAGCGUAAUAGCGCGCGCUCUUCCUAACCCCGAACUCUGUACAACGAUGGCAACCAUGGUGAACAUGAAUAGCCUCCUGAACGGCAAAGACUCACGUUGGCUCCAACUCGAAGUGUGCCGCGAAUUCCAAAGGAAUAAGUGCUCGCGGCCCGACACCGAGUGCAAGUUUGCUCACCCCCCGGCCACCGUUGAAGUACAGAAUGGAAGGGUCACCGCUUGCUACGACAGUAUCAAGGGACGGUGUAACCGAGAGAAACCCCCCUGCAAGUACUUCCAUCCACCGCAGCACCUCAAAGACCAGUUGCUCAUCAACGGACGGAAUCACCUAGCACUAAAGAACGCCUUAAUGCAGCAAAUGGGCCUGACGCCAGGCCAGGUGCUCCCUGGCCAAGUCCCAGCCGUGGUGGGCGGCGUGAGCGGAGCGGGAGCGGCUGCCGGCCACCUCGCUGCGCUGGAUCCGAUCAGUCUCGCCUUGCUCGCUCCGCAGGCGACGUCACCCUACUUGUCGGGAGUGCCCGGCGUGGGCUCCACGUACGCGCAGUACUACGCGCCGCAGCUGAUGCCGGCGGUGCUGGGCCACGACCCGGCGGCCGCGGCGGCGUCGCCGCUGGGCGUCAUGCAGCAGCCCGUGCUGCAGCAGAAGCUGCCGCGCACCGACCGUCUCGAGACGGCCACCGCAGCGCAGCAGCCGGCAGCGAGCGCGACUUCGGAGCCGGGCAAGAAACGGCCGGCGCCCGCCGAGCUCGAGUCGCCCCCGAUGGACAUGAAAAGCGUCGGAUCUUUCUAUUACGAUAACUUCGCCUUCCCCGGGGUGGUGCCGUACAAGCGACCCGCCGCCGACAAAGCCGGCAUGCCCGUGUACCAGCCGGCGACGACGUACCAGCAGCUGAUGCAGCUGCAGCAGCCGUUCGUGCCCGUGUCAUGCUGUGCGCCGCCCAACGCUCCCUAUGUGGAAUACACCGACGAGCGCGGACAGUUACUGGACACCCUCCCGGUGUGCCAAGAUUUUAAUCGACAAGGAUGUACGAGACCUACCUGCAGAUUCGUUCAUAUUCGUGAAGGGUGCGGGCUGCAGGUGGUGGGGUGCCGCGUGGUGGUGUGCCGCGACGCCGCGGCCGGCACGUGUCGGCGCGCCGCCUGCCGCUACUACCACAUCCCCGUGCAGCUGCCGCCCGCGCUGCGCCCCCCCUAACCUCCCGUCGCCGCACCCCCGCACCCCCACCCCCCAUCCGACCCCCUCGUCCACCUCCACGUCGCCCGCUGCACGCUCGGGAAGGCAGGUUCGUUCGGCCGGCGCGGCUCCCGCGGCGGAGGCGACGUGCUAGCGCCGGAGCGGCGACGGCGCGACGCUCGACGCGCUUCCGCCGCGUUCGCGUUCGCACUUCGGGAUAGAGUGUGUACAUAAGUAGCGGGAUAUGAUUCUCGGGCACGGUCAUGCGAUUGUGAUAUGAAUAGUUUUCGACGCGCCGGAGUCGUUUGAAUGAUUCUUCGAGAUCGUCGAGUUGUAGUUAGUGAGGUUUAAAAUGUUUUAUUACUAUUGUAUAUUAUUUUUUUAAGAUACGAUAUGAGUUCCUGUAGAGAUCGGCGCGCGCGCCAGACUUUGUUGUAUAUAAGCGAAGUGACGUCGGGCGACGAUCGCGCGGCCGCCAGGAGGCCGCCGUCGUACUUCCGACACCCUACUCCUACUGUGAGCAUUUUUGUGAGAAUUAUGUUACUUUUUAUUACGUUAUAAAAUUAUGUUUUUAUAGAUGACAAGUUUACACUAGAUUAGGUUAAGAGGAACGAUGAGACACCAAUAGUGUAGCCGCUUCUCUCGUCCGGCGCGGCGGCCGUCGGUCGCCGUCUGCCGCGUCCCCUCACGUUAGAUAGAUCGCGACACUCGUAGAGUGAUAGUGGACUAACAGUCGAAACGAUGAACGUUGACGGACAAUAUUGAAACGAAGAAAGCAUACUUCCAAGCUAUUUACCUAAAUCGUAGGAUAGAGAGUCGGCUUAUAUUCCGGAUAGAGUUUGCUAGAUAUCAUUAUUUUUCCGAUCGAUCCUCGUCUAUCGAAGCACAAAAUAGCGACUGAUGAUCGAAUCCGAUCGACCCUCGACAUGUCCAAAUCGAGAAAUAGCUGCCCUGUAUUGUUUUCGACUUUAACAGUAUUAACUUUUGAUCAAAUUUAUCUCAUCGUAUGUAUGUAGAGGUGAUAUGCGGAUAGAGAGAUGCGGGAGUGCGCCGCCGCGCCGCGCCGCGCUCGCUCCGCUCGGCUCGAGCGCGGGGGCGCGGGGGCGUGAACUCUCGAGGCAUGGGAGCCUAAUGCCUAAUAUUAUUCCUAGUCCAUAUCCUUUUUGUUGAUCAGUCAUGCGAUUAAUGUUAGAAUAAAAUAUUAAUAAUUUGAUUUAUUCCUCCCAUUUAGUGGAUAUUUUGAUAAUGAUAUAUUAAUAACGAAAUAUUUAAGAUACAUAAUACAUAUUUGAUUCUAAAUCCUGAUAAAGUGACACUACGUCGGUAAUUUAGUCGGAGGGAUACUUGUGCCGUGAUUAUAUUUUUAGGUAUAUAUUAUAAAAUAAUUCCUAGCGUCGGAAUUAAAGAAGUGAUUAAUGUGUAAGUGCGUUAUAUUUAUUGUCGUAUAUCGUAAGGGAAUGCCAUAUCGAUAAAAGAUGACUGGCGGAGGAGUUAAACUCGGCGAGGUUGCGUUAGUUCGGUUGGUUGUUAUGUCCGGCGCCGGGCCCGCGCGGCGACGGACUGUUUGCUUUUAUCAAUACGGCACUGUAUGACUUUUAAAUACAUAAGUUGUAUUUUUAUUUUUGUUAAAUUUUUCGUUUCAUUAAUUAAGUAUAUUUGUUGCCUUUAAUUUUUAUAAUCAAAAUUUUAUGAUCUGACGCAUUUAUUGUAAGACAAACGAUUACUUUUAUAAUUAGUGUGAUAAUAAUAAUUAUUAUGGUAUCAAAUUGCCGUUAUAAAUAUUAUACAUCGAAAGUAUCCUUCCUCUUUAGAAGGGACUCUUCAGACCCGAGGUUUCUAGUGGAUUUAUAUUUUUCUUUUGUUGUAUUUUUAAUGUUGCGUGUGUCUUACACAUAAUAUAUUUCAUUUUUGUGAUAUUUUUAACUAUAAAGUACUGUUAUUAUAAAUCAAAAUGGAAAAAUGAAGACCUAAUUAAAUAUUCAAGAAUUUAUUUGUAAAUCACAAAAAAAAUGUAAAACUGUAAAUAUAAUAAAAAAAAUGAACUGCAACACAAUAAUUAAUUAUUGAUUAUAAUUAUAUCUCUCAUCAAGUACACUGUAAGUUCUUCAAUACCUAAUGGUAUGUUAUUAUGUAGUAGGUACAUCUACUAAAGGUAAACCGGUCCAGUGAACAAAGUAUUGAUAAUAUUGUGAACAUUUUUUUAUUCACGAGCAAUCACAGAAAGUACAUGACAUUGUAAUAUUAUUUAUGAAAUUACUAUGUGAUGUGAUCUUCGGAUCAAUUUUGAGUACAGUAUAGAUAAUAAACAACUGAAUAUGU